ACUCAAAUUGAAAAGAGUAGACGUUCGGUUUACUUGAAAGUUAGGUAGUCUCCUUCCUUCCUUCCUAUACACACAACUUCUCUCACUACAACAGAUCCACUGAUUCGAAUCAAAUCCACCAAAUCAACCAACAUCCCAUCACAGAUCUCCCCUACAUCUGCAAUUUCUUGAUUUCUUCAAACAACAACAAUGGACAACAGCCCUCCAUACUACAAGGAGGGCUUGCCACUCUCAACAACCCUAUCCAAAUCAGAAAAACAACGGUCCAGAUCGUCCUCCAGAUCUUCUGUACCCUCAAUCUUCUUCGCUUUCUUUUCUUGUGUCGCCUGGCUUUACAUCGCCGGCAGGUUAUGGCAGGAUGCUGAGAACCGAAUGUUGUUGGCUAAUUUGCUUAUGCAGAAUUCCGCAGAGAGACCGAAGGUUCUAACCGUUGAAGACAAACUCGUGGUCUUAGGAUGCAAGGAUUUAGAGAGAAAAAUUGUUGAAGCAGAAAUGGAAAUAACGCUAGCAAAAAGUCAAGGUUUUCUUAAGGACCGGUUAAAACAACCUGGUCUUUCUUCCAGUAAAAAACUGCUUGCAGUAAUUGGCGUUUAUACCGGAUUCGGUAGUCGAUUAAAUAGAAAUGUUUUCAGGGGAUCUUGGAUGCCAAAAGGUGAUUCUUUGAAAAAGCUUGAAGAAAGGGGAAUUGUCAUACGUUUUGUAAUUGGACGGAGUCCUAAUCGUGGUGAUAGCUUGGACCGUAACAUUGAUGAGGAAAAUCGUACAACAAAAGAUUUCUUGAUUCUUGAUGGUCAUGAAGAAGCUGACGAAGAAUCACCAAAGAAAGCUAAGUUCUUCUUUAGCACCGCAGUUCAAAACUGGGAUGCGGAGUUUUAUGUAAAAGUGGAUAACAAUAUUGCCCUUGAUCUUGAGGGGUUAAUUGAACUUCUUGAAAGCCGCCGUGGUCAAGAUAGUGUAUAUAUUGGAUGCAUGAAAUCAGGAGAAGUGGUCGCUGAAGAGGGAAAGCCAUGGUAUGAACCGGAUUGGUGGAAGUUCGGUGAUGAGAAAUCGUAUUUUCGGCAUGCAGCUGGAUCACUUAUUAUUCUAUCAAAAAAUUUUGCUCAGUACAUAAACAUAAACAGCGCAUCUCUAAAGAGUUAUGCUCAUGAAGAUACAUCCAUUGGUUCAUGGAUGAUGGGCAUAAAAGCAACCUAUAUAGACGAAAGUCGCGUGUGCUGCAGCAGCUCUAGACAAGAUAAGGUGUGUUCGCUGGCUUGAUUGGGGUCGAGAAGUUUAAUUUGGCGGUUCUAACACAGGUAUAGCCCCAGGAGAAUUUACAAAUAGCUUGGGAAAGUAACAAUAUAUUUCUGUAAAGUUCAGUGACUAUUUUAAGUUGGAUUACUCAAGUAUAAAGAGUUCAAAUUUUGGAUUAUAUAUUUGUAUGUUGUGUUGACCCGCCCAUUGUGUGUUGCGGUUUUAUCUCAUUCUUAGCAAGAUAAGUUUUUUUUU
Molecule: messenger RNA, 1488 nt
Organism: Helianthus annuus (common sunflower)
Lineage: Eukaryota; Viridiplantae; Streptophyta; Magnoliopsida; Asterales; Asteraceae
Product: hydroxyproline O-galactosyltransferase HPGT3
Exons: 12
Coding region: 190-1257 (355 amino acids)
Cellular component (GO): Golgi membrane
Molecular function (GO): hexosyltransferase activity
Source: RefSeq, a predicted model, not a curated record